AUGAGUCGAGCCGGCAAGCUUGCCCCGGAGGUCAACCGAGCUUUAUUCGUAAAGAAUCUAAGCUACAACGUCACUCCCGAGGAGCUCUUCGACCUCUUCGGAAAGUUCGGCCCUAUUCGCCAAGUGCGACAGGGCAUCGCGUCGAACACCAAGGGCACCGCCUUCGUUGUCUAUGAAGACGUGAUGGAUGCAAAAACAGCCUGCGACAAGCUCAACGGCUACAAUUUCCAGAACCGCUACCUCGUGGUUCUAUACCAUCAGCCAGAGAAGAUGGGCAGGUCAAAAGAGGACCUCGAUGCCCGCAAGGAGAAUUUAGCUCAGCUCAAGAAGCAGCACGGUAUCGAUUGA
Gaeumannomyces tritici R3-111a-1 is the source of this 348-nucleotide messenger RNA. RefSeq names its product pre-mRNA branch site protein p14. The transcript has 4 exons. Gene Ontology annotation, molecular function: RNA binding. The record is from RefSeq and is a predicted model, not a curated record. NCBI's taxonomy places the organism in Eukaryota, Fungi, Ascomycota, Sordariomycetes, Magnaporthales, Magnaporthaceae. The coding region runs from base 1 to 348 and encodes 115 amino acids.